AUGGCUUCAGAGCAUCCCACCAUUCUCCUUCCCCCUCGAACGCCUACUCCUCCGCUCGACGAAGAUGGAGACUUGGACAGAUUCGCCAAUUCUCCCACCAAGUCGGUCUUCGAUCCUAGCUCCCUAUCACCCAUGGAUGAGAACUUCCCUGUCCAACGGUACAGUUCAAGGGAUGGCUAUGCGACAACGACUCUCCCCCUGAGUACUUCCGACCCAAAUGCCAUGAACAGUCCCAUGUCCGUCGAAAGCAAUACAAGCUACGGCAGUACACUCAUGGUGGAGGACUCUAAGGGCGUAUUCAACUUCCAGCCUUCGUUGAUGCCAAAAGCGCCAGUCACAAAAUCUAACAUCGGCCAAAGAAGAGGCCACAAGUAUAAACACAGCAGCGUCUCACACCAAUUCUUCCUUGAACACGAACCGCGCGCUCCUCUUGCUCUCCCAAAUUCCCUACCCAUCCCUACUCUCAAAGAAUGCCAGAAGUCCAUGUCUAAAGAUCAAAACACCCGCUUCUGGUGGUCAAUAUGCCACAUGGCGGUCGCAGCCUACACUCUAUGGUCAGCCGAAGGCUCCCUCGCCCUCACUGCCCUCUCCCACCUCAUCCUCUUUGACUCCCUGGGCGCCAUGCUCUGCGUUGUCGUGGACAUACUCGGCAAUUUUGAAGUGUGGAAACGCUCUUCAAUACGGCAUCCCUUCGGACUCGAGCGCGCGGAAGUUCUCGCCGGCUUCGCCAUGUCGGUCCUCCUUCUCUUUAUGGGCCUAGAUCUCAUCUCUCACAAUCUACAGCAUGUGCUCGAGGGUCUGGGAUCGCAUGAGGCUCACCACAGCCAUGGCCAUGAGCGAGUAUCAGCCGGCGAAGUCGAUUCUGCUUCUGUGCUUGCCAUCGUUGCUACCCUCGUAUCCGCUUUGGGCCUCAAGAAUCACGCCCGUAUAGGAAAAGCUAUGCGCUUCGCCUAUAUCGAAUCUCUACCGUCGAUCCUAGCUAACCCCUCGCAUUUCCUCACCAUUUCCUGCUCGCUUCUUCUGCUUCUCCUCCCUCUCCUGAGCAUAAAGGUCUACCUCUGGCUCGACCGUGCCCUCUCUACCACCAUCGCGCUAUCCAUGUGCAUCCUCGGCUUCCGUCUCGUGCGCACCCUCGGCUUCAUGCUCCUCAUGUCCUAUGACAGCGGUAACACUGUCGCCGAUAUAAUGCGCGAUAUAGAGUCCGACCCGUCGGUGACGGCGAUCGAGGGUGCGAAGUUCUGGCAGGUACAUUAUGGGCUGUGUAUGGCGUGUCUGACGCUGAGGGUCAGGGGUAGCGAGGAGGGGCUGAGCAGACUGAGGGACAGAGUGACAGGAUUAGUGAAGGGGAGAUUGGGUGGUGGAUACGGAGGUGGAGGGACGAGAUGGGAGGUCAGUGUACAGUUUGAUUUGGAUCGCUUUUGA
Molecule: messenger RNA, 1422 nt
Organism: Letharia columbiana
Lineage: Eukaryota; Fungi; Ascomycota; Lecanoromycetes; Lecanorales; Parmeliaceae
Exons: 2
Coding region: 1-1422 (473 amino acids)
Biological process (GO): zinc ion transport; transmembrane transport; intracellular zinc ion homeostasis
Cellular component (GO): membrane; Golgi apparatus
Molecular function (GO): zinc ion transmembrane transporter activity
Source: RefSeq, a predicted model, not a curated record